UCAAAUCGUAAUUUAAAUGAUACUGAUUGUAAAUGCGUCACAGUGGCGUGAGUCAAUGCUGGAGGUCAUUUAUUGUGUUUACUUCAGAGAUUAAUGUACCAUAAAAUAGGUGGUAAAAAAUAUAAUAUAUUCAAAUAAUGAAGAACAAACUAUUUUAUAUAUUUUCAAUACUCGUAAUUGUGCACGUUAGUAAUAUCUCUGGCUACCAGUCUCCUGUUAUAUUUGUUCCUGGAGAUGGAGGCUCCCAAAUAGAUGCUAAACUCAACAAACAAAGCGCAGUUCAUGUGUUUUGCCAGAAAACUACAUCUGAUUUCUUCAAUAUUUGGCUAAAUCUUGAAUUACUCGUACCUCUUGUAAUCGAUUGCUGGAUUGAUAAUGUAAAAUUAUAUUAUAAUAACGAAACACGUAAAACCGAAAAUACUCCUGGUGUUGAAACAAGGAUUCCAGGAUGGGGAUCUCCAGAGCCUGUAGAAUGGUUAGAUCCGUCCAAAGCAUCAUCUGGUGCUUAUUUUAAGGAUAUUGGUAAUGCGUUAGUUGCAGACGGUUACCAGAGAAAUGUUAGUUUGAGAGGCGCACCUUAUGAUUUUAGAAAGGCUCCUAAUGAGAAUGAACAAUGGUUUGUGGAUUUUAAAGAACUCAUAGAAGAGACAUAUUCUAUGAACAAUGGCACUCCUGUUACAAUCGUGGCACACAGUAUGGGUGGUCCCAUGACCUUAGUAUUUUUGCAAAGACAGAUAUCAGAAUGGAAAAAUCAACAUAUAAAACGCUUUAUUACCUUAGCUGGGGCUUGGGCUGGAUCUGUAAAGGCUGUUAAAGUUUUUGCUAUGGGUGAUGAUCUAGGUUCUUACGUUUUGCGCAACAGUAUUUUACGUGAAGAACAAAUAUCUUGCCCAUCACUAUCUUGGCUUUUACCUUCACCGUUGUUCUGGAAACCGAAUGAAGUGAUGGCUACUACUAAAUCUCGCAACUAUACAUUGGCACAAUUAUCUGAAUUUUUCGAUGAUUUAGAAUAUCCACAAGGUUGGGAAAUGCGAAAAGAUAACAUCCAAUACUCCUUGAACUUCUCUCCUCCUGAUGUAGAGACUCACUGCAUUUAUGGCUCUGGAAUCCCUACAGUGGAAAGACUGAUGUACAAAAAAGAAAUACUUGAUGGACUUCCGACAUUGAUAAACGGUGAUGGUGACGGUACUGUUAAUAUAAGAUCUCUAUCUGCUUGUUCUGUUUGGAAAACUAUGCAAGACAAACCUGUUGUCCCAAUCGAAAUAGCGGGCGUUGAUCAUAUGACUGUUCUUAAGCAUCCUGAUAUUUUAAACUAUAUUCACAAAAUACUAAAAGCUGAUGAAAAUGAAAUUCUUUAAUUUAGAUAUAUAAUAGAUAAUUGAUAUGUUUUAGUUUUAACUUAAUUAAAUGCGAGAACUUUGCAUGACUGAACAAAGCCAUAAAUAUAUGUAUUGAACAAAAUCUGUAAGUCAGAUGAAUACAAAAUACUCUUAGAGGAAAUUAUAGAUUUAAUAGGUUUUAGUUAAGAACAGUUAAGAU
This is a messenger RNA of Ctenocephalides felis (cat flea), 1539 nucleotides long. Its product is annotated as group XV phospholipase A2-like. Gene Ontology annotation, biological process: lipid metabolic process. Bases 138 to 1358 code for a protein of 406 amino acids. The transcript has 7 exons. The record is from RefSeq and is a predicted model, not a curated record. Lineage: Eukaryota; Metazoa; Arthropoda; Insecta; Siphonaptera; Pulicidae.